AUGCCGCACUCUGAAAGCGGCGCGCCGCUGGUCAAGCGCCAGAAGCUGAGCACCGCCCCGGCCUCGUCCGCACAGCAACAGUCGUCUGCCAUUGCCACGGGCUCCAACAUCUUUGCACCGUUCAGGACCGUCGGUCUCGUCUCGCCCACCGCCGUUCCUUUCACCUCUAUCCCCCUCGGCAAGACGACGUUCCAGAUCACCACGUCGGCCGGCCGCUGUCUCCAGACUUACGACCUGAAGCGCGGUCUCAACCUCGUUUUCGUCACCCGCCCGCAAACCCCGCGCCACAUUACUGCAACGUACGCAUGGAAGCACAAGGUGUACGCUGCCUGGGGCGGCAAGCAGGACGGUGACGAGGAGAAUGAGGAUGACGACGACGACGACGACGACGACGACGACGAAGACAGCAGCAACAAUGGCAGCGAUGCCGCACCCCCCAACACCUCACAGGGCGUCUGGAUCUUCCAGCGUGGUCGCAAGGUCGGCGAGCUGCCCAUGCCCCGCGACCUGACGGAGCCCAUCCGACAGAUCUCCAUCUUUGGCGCCUGGAUCGUCGGCCUUGCCCGCACCCGCAUCGACGUGUGGAAGUCGACCACGCUGGAGCACUACACUACCCUUCAGCCCACCGCCACCACCCCCGGCAGCAACGAACUGACCGGCGGCAUGUGCACCAUGCCCACGUUCCUCAACAAGCUCUUUGUGGGCCGCGCCGACGGCUGGGUCGAAAUCUGGAAUGUCAGCUCGGGCAAGCUCGUCUACACCAUCCUGCCGCCCCAGACCGCCAGCCCACCGGGCGGUGUCACCUGCCUUGAGCCUACGCCCGCUCUAGGGCUUCUGGCCAUUGCCUACGCGGCCGGCCCGCUCGUUAUCCACGACGUGCUGCGCGACCAACCGCUGAUCCACGUCGAGGCCGGCACCGCCGGCGUCACGGCCGACGGCGAGAACGACGCGCCCGUCACGAGCAUCUCGUUCCGCACGGACGGCCGCGGUGCAGGCCAGGACGGCCGUGUGGAAGGUGUCAUGGCGACGGCGACGACGGCCAGCGGCGACGUGACCUUCUGGGACCUCAACAAGGGCGGCCGCAUCAUGGGCGUGCUGCGGAGUGCGCACAACCCGCCGUCGCGGGCGGCGGGCGGCGUGCGCGGCGGCAUCAGCAAGAUUGAGUUUUUGGCCGGCCAGCCCGUCAUCCUCACGAGCGGUCUCGACAACUCGCUGCGCUCCUGGAUCUUUGACGAGACGCCGUUCUCGCCCAUUCCGCGCAUCCUGCACACCCGCAGCGGCCACGCCGCGCCCGUCAACUGCCUCGCGUUCCUGCCGUCCGACUUUGACGGCGCCGACGCGGGCAACAAGUGGCUGCUCAGUGGCGGCCUCGACCGGAGCCUGUGGGGCUGGUCGCUGCGGCGCGACGGCCAGAGCAGCGAGCUGAGCCAGGGCAGCGUGCGCCAAAAGGCCAAGAAACUCGGCAUCCUGUCGACGUCGGCACUGCGCCACGGCCCCACGACGACGCUCGAAGACUUGAAGGCGCCGCCCAUCACCUGCAUCGCCUCGUCGUUGAACCGCGACGGCGGCAUUGGUGCCCUGCCUGGCAAGAUGCCCAUCUGGCUCAAGAUUGGCGGCCCGCAUGGCAACGGCGGCCACAAGAACAAGGCCGGCCGCGCCGGCGAGGGUCUGCGGCCUGGCGACACCGAGUCGAGCAGCAUGACCGGCUGGGAGAGCGUGGUGACGGCGCACCGCGACGACGCCUAUGCGCGCACGUGGUUCUGGGGCCGCAAGCGGGCCGGCCGCUGGCAGCUCUGCACGGGCGACAACCGCAACGUGUCGACUGUGGCCAUCAGCCCCUGCGGCACGUUUGCGCUGGUCGGCUCAGAGGGCGGGUCCAUCGACAUGUACAACCUGCAGUCCGGCAUCCACCGCCAGCGCUUCCCGUCACGCCUGACGCCCGCACAGGCGCGCCAGCUCAAGGUCCAGCAGCAGUUGCGGCAGGCAGACGGCGUGACACAGCUGCAGGCGACGGCCACCACGGGACAUGGCACCUUUGCCGGUUUCCGCAGCCCCGGUGCCGGCCGGCACGCAGGCGCUGUCACAGGCGUCGUCGUCGACAAUCUCAACAGCGUCGUGGUCUCGUGCUCGCUCGACGGCACCGUCAAGUUCUGGGACUUUUUGACAGGCCACCUCGUCGACCAGAUCAACGAGUGGGGGGGCGUCCCCGUCACCGCCUGCCGCUACCACGCGGCCAACGACUUGCUGGCCUUUGCGUGUGGCGACAACACCAUCCGCGUCGUGGAUCUCGUCACGCGCAAGACCAUUCGUGUGUUCCGCGCCGGCGCUGCGAACCCGCCUUCCAGCAUCAACGACCUCUGCUUCUCCAGCGACGGCCGCUGGGUCGUUGCCGUCACGCAGGACGACGCGCGCUUGCGCGUCUGGGACCUGCCGACGAGUCACCUGAUUGACUCUGUGCCGCUCGACCGCCCGGGCCGCGCCGUGGCCUUUUCGGGCACCGGCGAGUACCUGGCUGUGGCGCCGGACGGCGCGCUCGGUGUGCACCUGUGGACCAACAAGACGCUCUUCAAGCACGUACCGACGCGGCCCGUUGUGGAGGCGCCGACCGCCUCCACAACACGCAAGGCGCUGACGGACAAAAAGGGACGCAAGAAGGCCAAGGCUGUGGUGGCUGGCCCGACGGUGUCGGGCGAGGGCGGUGCCGGUCAGCUGGAGGGCGCCUUUGUCGACGAUGGCCAAGGCGCCGACGGCGAGGACAGCGACGAUAUUUUGCCCGCCAAGACCCUAGACCAGCUGAGCGCUGACAUGACGACGCUGAGCCUGGUGCCCAAGGCCCGCUGGCAGACGCUGCUGCACCUAGACCUGAUCAAGCAGCGCAACCGGCCGCGCGAAGCGCCCAAGGUGCCCGAGAAGGCGCCCUUCUUCCUGGGCACCGUCGGCUCGGCCGAAGCAGAAAAGGCCGGCCUGGGUGCCGCCUACGCCAAUGGCCAGAACCAGAGCCAGGCCGGAGCGGACGGCACGGACGGGAAAGACGGCAGUGCCGGCGACGCCCGCUCGCGCAUUCUGACGCUCGACCUCACGCGCGCCCAGCAGGCCCUGACCCUCAAGCUCCACCAGGGCAAGACGGGCAAUUUUGCCCCUUUUGUCGAUCACUUGAAGAGCCUGCCGCCGGCACAGGCCGAUCUGGAGCUGCGCUCCCUGGCCGCCGACGAGGGCGAGCUGGCCCUGUUUGUGCGUGCCAUGACCAGCCGCCUGCGCGCCCGUCGCGACUAUGAGCUGGUCCAGGCCUGGAUGACCGUGUUCUUACGCCUCCACGGCAGCACGGCAGUCGAGGCGGCAGUUGGCGGCGGCGACGAAGAUGGCAGCGAAAGCAACCUGGACGACUUUGCCGCAGCCCUUGCCGAGUGGCGCGUGGUCCAGGAGCAGGAGCGCAGCCGGCUGGACGCGUUGGUGGGCUACUGCGGUGGUGUUGUCGGCUUCCUGCGGAAUCCACGAAGCUAG
Sporothrix brasiliensis 5110 is the source of this 3501-nucleotide messenger RNA. RefSeq names its product U3 small nucleolar RNA-associated protein 21. Gene Ontology annotation, molecular function: protein binding. The transcript is spliced from 3 exons. Bases 1 to 3501 code for a protein of 1166 amino acids. Gene Ontology annotation, cellular component: small-subunit processome; Pwp2p-containing subcomplex of 90S preribosome. Lineage: Eukaryota; Fungi; Ascomycota; Sordariomycetes; Ophiostomatales; Ophiostomataceae. Gene Ontology annotation, biological process: rRNA processing. The record is from RefSeq and is a predicted model, not a curated record.